AUGUCUCGCUCUGUUUCUUUCAUCAUCUUUGCUAUCCUUGCAUUCGUUGCUUUGGUUUACGCAGCUCCCAUUGACAGCAAAUAUUCAUCCGAAUUAGAAAAGAGAGGCAGUGGAAUGAGUGGUACUUUUAAAGGUACUGGUACUUGGUUCUUACCUGCUACUGAAGGUGGAUCUCAAGGCGCCUGUGGACCCGAAGAAAACAAUAAUUCCAUGAUCGUUGCCAUGAACCGUCCUCAAUAUGGAAGCACGAGCAAGAAAUCCAAGUGGUGUGGAAAGAGACUCAAGAUCAAGGGCCCCAAAGGAACUGCUUAUGCCAAGGUCAAUGAUGCUUGUCCUGAAUGUAAGAAGGGUGAUCUCGACCUUACUCCUAUAGUAUUCAAGAAGGUCAUUGGUGAUAUGAACAAAGGUGUAGGCAAGAUUACUUGGUCAUUAGCCUAA
Rhizopus microsporus ATCC 52813 is the source of this 438-nucleotide messenger RNA. RefSeq lists its product as uncharacterized. NCBI's taxonomy places the organism in Eukaryota, Fungi, Mucoromycota, Mucoromycetes, Mucorales, Rhizopodaceae. The record is from RefSeq and is a predicted model, not a curated record. The coding region runs from base 1 to 438 and encodes 145 amino acids. The transcript has a single exon.